Molecule: messenger RNA, 10138 nt
Organism: Oryctolagus cuniculus (rabbit)
Lineage: Eukaryota; Metazoa; Chordata; Mammalia; Lagomorpha; Leporidae
Source: RefSeq, a predicted model, not a curated record
CCCUUUAAGGGCCUGUGCUGGGCGUCCGUGGGGCCGCGUGCCCGGGAAGGGGAGAGGAGGGAGGAGUGUGCUCUGCCCCCACCCUCAGGCGGCGGCCCGGCCAAAGCCAGGGAGGGGGCUGUCUCCUCCUCUUCCCCAGCGGCUGCAGCUCGCUCGGCUCACAAGCCAGGGCCAGGUCAGCGCGGCUGCGACGACGACUCCGGCUCCUGCUUGAGAAGCGGAUCUGCUCCCGGCCACGGCGAUGCCAGGAGCGGCCGGGGUCUUUCUCCUGCUGCUGCUCCGGAGCCUCGGGGGCGGCCAGGCGCAGCGGCCCCAGCAGCCGCAGCCGCAGCCGCAGCGGCAGCCACAGGCGCAUCAGCAAAGAGGUUUAUUCCCUGCUGUCCUGAAUCUUGCGUCAAAUGCUCUCAUCACAACCAAUGCAACAUGUGGAGAAAAAGAACCUGAAAUGUAUUGCAAGUUGGUAGAGCAUGUCCCUGGGCAGCCUGUAAGGAAUCCACAAUGUCGAAUCUGCAAUCAAAAUAGCACCAAUCCAAACCAGAGACACCCGAUUACAAACGCUAUUGAUGGGAAGAACACUUGGUGGCAGAGUCCCAGUAUUAAGAAUGGAAUCGAAUACCAUUAUGUGACAAUUACGCUUGAUUUACAACAGGUCUUCCAGAUUGCAUAUGUAAUUGUAAAAGCAGCUAAUUCCCCUCGGCCUGGAAACUGGAUUUUGGAACGCUCGCUUGAUGACAUUGAAUACAAGCCCUGGCAGUAUCAUGCUGUGACGGAUACCGAGUGCCUAACCCUCUACAAUAUUUACCCCCGCACUGGCCCACCCUCGUAUGCCAAAGACGAUGAGGUUAUCUGCACUUCAUUUUAUUCCAAGAUACACCCCUUGGAAAAUGGAGAGAUUCACAUCUCUUUGAUCAAUGGGAGACCAAGUGCUGAUGAUCCUUCUCCUGAACUGCUGGAGUUUACCUCUGCUCGCUACAUCCGCCUAAGAUUUCAGAGGAUCCGCACCUUGAAUGCUGACUUGAUGAUGUUUGCACACAAAGACCCAAGAGAAAUUGACCCUAUUGUCACAAGAAGAUAUUACUACUCGGUCAAGGAUAUCUCAGUCGGAGGGAUGUGCAUCUGCUAUGGUCAUGCCAGGGCUUGUCCACUUGAUCCAGCGACAAAUAAAUCUCGCUGUGAGUGUGAGCAUAACACAUGUGGUGACAGCUGUGAUCAGUGCUGUCCAGGAUUCCAUCAGAAGCCUUGGAGAGCGGGCACUUUUCUGACGAGAACCGAGUGUGAAGCAUGCAAUUGCCAUGGAAAAGCUGAGGAAUGCUAUUAUGAUGAAGAAGUUGCCAGAAGAAACCUGAGUUUAAAUAUACAUGGAAAGUACAUUGGAGGGGGUGUGUGCAUUAAUUGUACCCAAAACACUGCUGGUAUAAAUUGUGAAACCUGUGUUGACGGCUUCUUCAGACCUAAAGGGGUGUCUCCCAAAUAUCCAAGACCAUGCCAGCCAUGCCACUGUGAUCCAGUUGGUUCCUUAAAUGAAGUCUGUGUCAAGGAUGAGAAACACGCGCGACGAGGUCUGGCUCCUGGAUCCUGUCAUUGCAAAACUGGCUUCGGAGGUGUGAGCUGUGAUCGGUGUGCCAGGGGCUACACUGGUUAUCCGGACUGCAAAUCCUGUAACUGCAGUGGCUCAGGGAGUACAAAUGAGGACCCCUGUUUCGGACCCUGUAACUGCAAGGAGAACGUUGAAGGAGGCGACUGCAGUCGUUGCAAAAUGGGUUUCUUCAAUUUGCAGGAAGCUAAUCCAAAAGGUUGUGAAGAGUGUUUCUGUUCAGGGGUUUCAGACAGAUGUCAGAGCUCCUACUGGACCUACGGCAACAUACAAGAUAUGAAUGGCUGGUACCUGACUGAUAUCUCUGGCCGCACACGAGUGGCUCCUCAGCGGGACAGCUUACAUUCACCAGAGCAGAUCAGCAUCAGUAACGCACAGGUCCGGCAAGCCCUGCCCAACAGCUACUACUGGAGUGCACCAGCUCCGUAUCUGGGGAACAAACUCCCAGCUGCAGGAGGACAGCUGACAUUUACCAUAUCCUACGACCUCGAGGAAGAAGAAGAAGAUAUAGAACGCAUUCUCCAGCUCAUGAUCAUCUUAGAGGGAAAUGACUUGAGAAUCAGCACAGCUCAAGAGGAAGUCUAUCUGCAACCAUCUGAAGAGCACGUUCAUACAUUGUUGCUUAAAGAAGAAUCGUUUGGCAGACAUGGCACACAUUUUCCAGUCAGUAGGAGAGAAUUUAUGACAGUGCUGGCCAAUGUAGAGAGAAUCCUCAUACAGAUCACAUACAGCUUUGUGAUGGAUGCCAUCUUCAGACUGAGCUCUGUUAACCUUGAAUCUGCCGUUCCCUAUCCUACUGAUGCAAAUGUCGCAGCAGCUGUGGAAGUCUGCCAGUGUCCACCAGGGUAUAGUGGCUCCUCGUGUGAAAAAAGGCACCAAGCUAAUAGUUCCUCUAAUCUCAUACCUGCAAGUAACACUAAGUCUUGUUGGCCUAGGCACAGAAGAGUUAAUGGCACUCUUUACGGUGGUAUCUGCGAACCAUGUCGGUGCUUUGGGCAUGCAGAAUCCUGCGAUGACAUCACAGCAGAAUGCCUGAACUGCAAGGAUCACACGGGUGGCCCAUACUGCGAUAAAUGUCUUCCUGGUUUCUAUGGUGAUCCUACUAAAGGAACCUCCGAGGACUGUCAGCCCUGUGCCUGUCCACUCAACAUUCCCUCCAACAACUUCAGCCCGACAUGCCAUUUAGACCGGAGUCUUGGACUCGUCUGUGACGCGUGCCCAGUCGGCUACACAGGACCACGCUGUGAGAGGUGUGCAGAAGGCUAUUUCGGACAACCUGCGGUACCUGGAGGAUCAUGUCAGCCAUGCCAAUGCAAUGACAACCUUGACUUCUCCAUCCCUGGCAGCUGUGACAGCUUGUCUGGCUCCUGUCUGAUAUGUAAGCCAGGUACAACAGGCCAGUACUGUGAGCGCUGUGCUGAUGGAUAUUUUGGAGACGCAGUUGAUGCAAAGAACUGUCAGCCUUGCCGCUGUAACGUCAAUGGCUCCUUCUCUGACGUCUGCCAUGCUCAGACUGGACAGUGCGAAUGCAGGCCCAACGUGCAGGGGCGGCGCUGUGAUGAAUGCAAGCCCAACACGUGGUGGGACCCAGAGAAGCGAUUCUGUGUGCCGUGUGCCUGCAAUCCCGUUGGCUCUGUGUCGCCGCAAUGUGACAAUACAGGAAGAUGUGUCUGUAAAUCAGGCUUCGUAGGGAGCCAGUGCAACCUCGGCAGGCAGGUGCACCGACAGGAGGAGCAGCCACGGAGACCCCAACGGGUGCUGGGGUCUCCCCAGAGGUGGGGUUCCAGCAGCUCCAGCGGGUGUCCGCGGGGAGCCUACCGCGCCCCAGCUCCGCGUGAAACCUUCGGCCUGCAAUCGGGAAGGGGCUGUGUUCCCUGCAACUGUAAUUCUUUCGGAUCUAAAUCAUUUGACUGUGAAGAGAGUGGACAGUGUUGGUGCCAGCCUGGAGUCACAGGGAAGAAAUGUGACCGCUGUGCCCAUGGAUAUUUCAACUUCCAAGAAGGAGGCUGCAUAGCCUGCGACUGUUCCCACCUGGGUAAUAAUUGUGACCCAAUAACUGGUCGAUGCAUUUGCCCUCCCAAUACCGUUGGAGAGAAAUGUUCUAAAUGUGCACCCAACACCUGGGGCCACAGCAUCAUCACUGGCUGUAAGGCUUGUAACUGCAGCGCAGUGGGGUCCUUGGAUUUCCAAUGCAACAUAAAUACCGGCCAAUGUAACUGUCAUCCAAAAUUCUCCGGUGCAAAGUGUGCAGAGUGCAAUCGAGGUCACUGGAACUACCCUCACUGCAGUCUCUGUGACUGCUUCCUGCCGGGGACAAAUGCUGCCACCUGUGAUCCAGAGACUCAAAAAUGCUCCUGCAGUGAUCAGACCGGGCAGUGCACGUGUAAGGUGAAUGUGGAAGGUGUCCACUGUGACAGGUGCCGGCCUGGCAAAUUCGGACUUGAUGCCAAGAAUCCACUUGGCUGCAGCAGCUGUUACUGCUUCGGCGCUACUACUCAGUGCUCUGAAGCAAAAGGACUGAUCCGGACGUGGGUGACCCUGACUGCGGAGCAGACCAUUCUGCCCCUGGUGGAUGAAGCCCUGCAGCACACAACGACCAAAGGCAUUGCUUUUCAGCAUCCAGAGAUUGUUGCCCACAUGGAUCUGGUGAGACAAGAUCUCCAUCUGGAGCCUUUCUAUUGGAAACUUCCCGAACAAUUUGAAGGGAAGAAGCUGAUGGCCUACGGGGGCAAGCUCAAGUACACGAUCUAUUUUGAGGCUCGCGAAGAGACAGGUUUCUCUACAUAUAAGCCUCAAGUAAUCAUUCGAGGUGGGACUCCUACGCAUGCUAGAAUUAUCAUCAGGCAUAUGGCUGCUCCUCUAAUUGGCCAGUUGACAAGGCAUGAAAUUGAAAUGACAGAGAAAGAAUGGAAAUAUUACGGUGAUGAUCCUCGAAUCAGUAGAACUGUGACCCGGGAAGACUUCUUGGACGUCCUCUAUGAUAUUCAUUAUAUUCUUAUCAAGGCUACUUAUGGAAACAUCAUGCGACAGAGCAGGAUUUCAGAAAUCUCAAUGGGGAUUGCUGAACCAGGACACAUCACAGCAGCAACUCCCCCAGCUCACUUGAUAGAAAAAUGUGACUGCCCCCCGGGCUAUUCUGGCUUGUCCUGUGAGACAUGCUUGCCAGGAUUUUAUCGACUGCGUUCUCAACCAGGUGGCCGCACCCCUGGUCCAACCCUGGGCACCUGUGUUCCAUGUCAGUGUAAUGGACAUAGCAGCCUGUGUGACCCAGAAACCUCCAUAUGCCAGAACUGUCAGCAUCACACUGCUGGUGAUUUCUGUGAGCGAUGUGCUCUUGGAUACUAUGGAAUUGUCAAGGGAUUGCCAAAUGACUGUCAGCAAUGUGCCUGCCCUCUGAUUUCUUCCAGCAACAAUUUCAGCCCUUCUUGUGUCAUGGAAGGCCUUGAUGAUUACCGCUGCACUGCUUGUCCUCGGGGCUAUGAAGGCCAGUACUGUGAAAGGUGUGCCCCUGGCUACACUGGCAGUCCCAGCAGCCCCGGAGGCUCCUGCCAAGAAUGUGAGUGUGACCCCUAUGGCUCACUGCCUGUGCCCUGUGACCCCGUCACAGGACUGUGCACGUGCCGCCCUGGAGCCACAGGCAGGAAGUGUGACGGCUGUGAGCACUGGCAUGCCCGCGAGAGCACGGAGUGUGUUUUUUGUGGAGAUGAAUGCACAGGCCUUCUGCUAGGGGACUUGGCUCGCCUGGAGCAGGCAGCCAUGAGCAUCAACCUCACCGGCCCACUGCCUGCCCCAUAUAAAAUGCUGUACAGUCUUGAAAAUACGACUCAGGAGCUAAAGCAUUUGCUCUCACCUCAGCAAGCCCCGGAGAGGCUCAUUGGGUUGGCAGAGGGCAAUCUGAACACACUUGUGAUGGAAAUGAAUGAGCUUCUGACCAGGGCUACCAAAGUGACAGCAGAUGGCGAGCAAACCGGACAGGAUGCUGAGAGGACCAACACAAGAGCCAAGUCCUUAGAAGAAUUCAUUAAGGAGCUCGCCCAGGAUGCAGAAGCUGUAAAUGAAAAAGCUGUAAAGCUGAAUGAAACUUUAGGAACUCAAGACAAGGCCUUUGAGAGAAAUUUGCAAGAGCUUCAGAAAGAGAUUGAUCAGAUGAUGAAAGAACUGAGGAGGAAAAAUCUAGACACCCAAAAGGAAGCUGCUGAGGAUGAGCUGGUAGCUGCAGAAGGUCUCCUGCAGAAAGUAAACAAGCUGUUGGCAGAGUCCAGGGGGAAAAACGAAGAGAUGGAGAAGAACCUCCGGGAAAAACUGGCUGACUACAAAAACAAAGUUGAUGACGCUUGGGCUCUGUUGGCAGAAGCUACAAACAAAAUCAGAGAAGCUGAUCGCUUAUCUGCUGCAAACCAGAAAAACAUGACUGCUUUGGAGAAGAAGAAGGAGGCUGUUGAAAGUGGCAAACGACAAAUUGAGAACACUUUGAAAGAGGGGAAUGACAUCCUCGUUGAAGCCAACCGUCUUGCAGAUGAAAUCAGCUCGGUCAUAGAUUAUGUUGAAGACAUUCAAACAAAAUUACCAUCGAUGUCUGAGGAGCUUAAAGAUAAAAUAGAUGGCCUCUCCCAAGAAAUAAAGGACAGGAAGCUUGCUGAGAAAGUGUCCCAGGCUGAGAGCCACGCGGCACAGUUGAAUGACUCAUCUGCCAUCCUUGAUGGAAUCCUUGAUGAGGCUAAAAACAUCUCCUUCAAUGCCACUGCUGCCUUCAAAGCUUACAGCAAUAUCAAGGACUAUAUUGAUGAGGCUGAGAAAGUUGCCAAAGAAGCCAAAGAUCUUGCACAGGAAGCUACAGCGCUGGCAACAAGUCCUCCAGGUUCAUUAAAGGAAGAUGCCAAAAGCUCUCUUCAGAAAAGCUUCAGGAUUCUUAACGAGGCCAAGAAGCUGGCACAGGAUGUCACAGAAAAUGAUGACCAUCUCAAGGGCUUGACCACCCGGCUAGAAAAUGCUGAUGCCAGAAAUGGGGAUCUCCUGAGAAGUCUGAAUGACACCUUGGGAAAGUUAUCAGCCAUCCCUAAUGACACAGCCGCCAAACUGCAAGCCGUGAAAGACAAAGCGAGAGAAGCCAACGACACGGCGAAAGACGUGCUGGCCCGGAUUAAAGAGCUCCACCAGAACCUCGAUGGUCUGAAGCAAAACUACCAACAGUUAGCAGACAGCGUAGCUCAAACGAACGCCGUGGUGAAAGAUCCUGCCAAGAACAUCGCAGAUGCAGGCGCUACUGUGAAAAGUCUAGAACAAGAAGCUGACCGGCUGAUAGACAAAAUCAAACCUAUCAAGGAACUUGAGGAUAACCUGAAGAAAAACAUCUCUGAAAUAAAGGAACUGAUAAACCAAGCCCGGAAACAAGCCAAUUCUAUCAAAGUAUCCGUGUCCUCGGGAGGUGACUGCAUUCGAACAUACAAGCCGGAAAUCAAGAAAGGAAGCUACAAUAAUAUUAUUAUCAAUGUCAAAACACCUGUUGCUGACAACCUCCUGUUUUAUCUGGGAAGUGCCAAAUUUAUUGACUUUCUGGCUAUAGAAAUGCGCAAAGGCAAAGUGAGCUUCCUUUGGGAUGUUGGAUCUGGAGUUGGGCGUGUGGAGUAUCCAGAUUUGACUAUUGAUGACUCAUAUUGGUACCGUAUUGAAGCAUCAAGGACGGGGAGAAACGGAUCUAUUUCUGUAAGAGCCCUGGAUGGACCCAAAGCCAGCAUUAUGCCCCGAACCUACCAUUCAGUGUCUCCUCCAGGGUAUACUAUUCUAGAUGUGGAUGCAAAUGCAAUGCUGUUUGUUGGUGGCUUAACUGGAAAAUUAAAGAAGGCUGACGCUGUGCGCGUGAUUACAUUCACUGGCUGCAUGGGAGAAACUUACUUUGACAGCAAACCUAUAGGGUUGUGGAAUUUCCGAGAAAUAGAAGGUGACUGCAAAGGAUGUACUGUCAGUCCUCAGGUGGAAGAUAGCGAGGGGACUAUUCAGUUUGAUGGAGAAGGUUAUGCGCUGGUCAGCCGCCCGAUUCGCUGGUACCCAAACAUCUCCACUGUCAUGUUCAAGUUCCGGACAUUUUCUUCAAGUGCUCUCCUGAUGUAUCUUGCCACACGAGACCUGAAAGAUUUCAUGAGUGUCGAGCUCACUGAUGGACACAUAAAAGUCAGCUAUGAUCUGGGUUCAGGAAUGGCUUCCGUUGUCAGCGGUCAAAACCAUAAUGAUGGGAAAUGGAAAUCAUUCACCUUGUCAAGAAUUCAAAAACAAGCCAACAUAUCAAUUGUAGAUAUAGACACUAACCAGGAGGAGAACUUAUCAACAUUUUCUACUGGAAACAACUUUGGUCUUGACCUGAAAGCAGAUGACAAAAUAUAUUUUGGUGGUCUGCCAACACUGAGAAAUUUAAGACCAGAAGUGAAUUUGAGGAAAUACUCUGGUUGCCUUAAGGACAUUGAAAUUUCAAGAACUCCAUACAAUAUACUCAGUAGCCCCGAUUAUGUUGGUGUUACCAAAGGAUGUUCACUGGAGAACGUUCACACAGUUAGUUUCUCCAAGCCUGGUUUCGUGGAGCUCUCCCCUGUGCCUAUCGAUGUAGGAACAGAAAUCAACCUGUCGUUCAGCACCAGGAACGAGUCUGGGAUCAUCCUCCUGGGAAGCGGAGGGGCACCUGCCCCACCCAGGAGAAAACGAAGGCAGACUGGACAGGCUUAUUAUGCGAUAUUCCUCAACAAAGGCCGCCUGGAAGUGCAUCUCUCCACCGGGGCACGCACCAUGAGGAAAAUUGUCAUCAAACCAGAGCCGGGUCUCUUUCAUGAUGGGAGAGAACAUUCCGUGCACGUGGAGAGAACGAGAGGCCUCUUUACUGUCCAAAUUGACGAAGACAGAAAGUAUAUGCAAAACCUGACGGCAGAACAGGCCAUUGAAGUUAAAAAGCUUUUUGUUGGCGGUGCACCACCAGAAUUUCAGCCUUCCCCACUCAGAAAUAUUCCUCCUUUUGAAGGCUGUGUAUGGAAUCUCGUUAUUAACUCUGUUCCCAUGGACUUUGCACAGCCCGUGUCCUUCAAAAAUGCAGAUAUUGGUCACUGUGCUCUUCAAAAACCUCCUGAACAUGAAAAUGGAGCAGUUCCAACUGAAAGAGUCACCCAGCCUGAGCCAGUUCCCACCUCAGCCUUCCCUACACCCACCCCAAUUUUGGCACAUGGUCCUUGUGCUGCAGAAUCAGCACCAGCUCUUUUGAUGGGGAGUAAGCAGUUUGGGCUUUCAAAAAACAGUCACAUCGCAAUCGCAUUUGAUGACACCAAAGUUAAAAACCGCCUCACAAUUGAGCUAGAAGUGCGAACUGAAGCUGAAUCAGGCUUGCUGUUUUACAUGGCUCGGAUCAAUCAUGCGGAUUUUGCUACAGUUCAGCUGAGAAAUGGAUUCCCCUACUUCAGUUAUGAUUUGGGCAGUGGGGACACCAGCACCAUGAUCCCCAGCAGAAUCAAUGAUGGCCAGUGGCACAAGAUCAAGAUCACGCGAGUUAAGCAAGAAGGAAUUCUUUCUGUAGAUGAUGCGUCUAACAGAACCAUCAGUCCCAAGAAAGCGGAUAUCCUGGAUGUUGUGGGGAUGCUCUACGUUGGUGGACUUCCCGUCAACUACACUACCCGCAGAAUUGGUCCAGUGACCUACAGCAUUGAUGGCUGCAUCAGGAAUCUUCACAUGGCAGAAGCCCCUGCUGACCUGGAGCAGCCAACUUCCAGCUUCCAUGUUGGGACAUGCUUUGCACAUGCUCAGAAGGGAACAUAUUUUGAUGGGACCGGUUACGCCAAAGCAGUUGGUGGAUUCAAAGUGGGAUUGGACCUUCUUGUAGAAUUUGAAUUCCGCACAACUAGAACCACCGGAGUUCUUCUGGGAAUCAGCAGUCAGAAAAUGGAUGGGAUGGGAAUUGAAAUGAUUGAUGAAAAGCUUAUGUUUCAUGUGGACAAUGGCGCUGGCCUAUUCACUGCUAUCUAUGAUGCGGGAAUCCCUGGGCAGUUGUGUGACGGACAAUGGCAUAAAGUCACUGCCAACAAGAUCAAACAUCGCAUUGAGCUCACGGUAGAUGGGAGCCGAGUGGAAGCCCAAAGCCCUAACCCUGCAUCUACCUCAGCUGACACAAAUGACCCUGUGUUUGUGGGAGGUUUCCCAGAUGGCCUCAACCAGUUUGGCCUGACCACCAACAUUCGGUUCCAAGGAUGCAUCCGGUCCCUGAGGCUCACCAAAGGCACUGGCAAACCACUGGAGGUUAAUUUUGCCAAGGCCCUGGAACUGAGGGGUGUUCAACCUGUGUCAUGCCCAGCCAAUUAACCAAAAUAAGUUUCCCCUCCAGAAGGGUCUAUCAAAGCAAGUAUAACAAGUACCAUAACUAUAUCUACCUAUGUAUGUAUUUUAAUAAAACUAAUUUGUGCACGUAGAUAGUCUUUCUGUACUCAGAUGGUGCUAAUUCACAAUCCUACACUGAAUUCUAAUUCAAAUCACUUCUCAAGUCUAUGAAUAUUAAAACAAUUAUUGCAUUCUCAAUAA